AUGCGCAUUCUUUAUCUCUCCCUCCUGCUCUGCGUUGCGCAGGCAUUUAUCCCGACGUAUCUAGCUGACGCUACAACUAGAGACGCUGAGAACAAUGCUGCGCUUGAGCAAAGGGAAGACGUCCCUCCUGUCGAGCAACACACCGGCAUAGCCACAGCUCCCGCACUGACUAGCGACCAAUUGUCGCGACAUGAGCCGACGCAUCACGAUAGCACUGCAGCUCAUGGUAACGCAGGCGAGGGUGCCAGCCAUGCUUCUCCACCAACCCGCGAAGAACACUCUAUUUCCCGCCGAGACAUCAAGGAGUACAUAGCUCUGGUAAAGAAAGAUAUCGACAUCAAGAACUACCACGAUUUCUUGAAGAGCAAGGUGGUGCCUGGUUCCUGGAUGUAUCAGAUCGGGCCGGACGACAAGAUCCUCGGAUAUGGAAGUCUCAACUUGACACAGGAGGCAAAGAAAGAAGUAGAGAAUCACGAAGAUACUUCCGGUAUGAUGGAAGAGCUUCCCGUGGUAUCUCUACGGGCUCUCCCGGCUGAGCAGUCACUUGAUGCAGUGUACAAGCAGUCAGAAGCGAUUGAAAGAGAAGAAAAGCUCGUGUCCAGAGCUUUGACAUGGAAGAAACAGGAAAACGCCGAUGAUGCUCUCCUUAUGGAUAGUCUGUAUCCGUACGUAUGA
Alternaria metachromatica is the source of this 675-nucleotide messenger RNA. RefSeq lists its product as uncharacterized. Lineage: Eukaryota; Fungi; Ascomycota; Dothideomycetes; Pleosporales; Pleosporaceae. The transcript has a single exon. The record is from RefSeq and is a predicted model, not a curated record. Bases 1 to 675 code for a protein of 224 amino acids.